AUGGGUAACAUCAAACUAGAUCGGUUUAACCGCACAAAGAGGUAUGACGAUAAGACCACCACUAUUGUGGCAGAUGAGGAUGAAGAUAUAUAUAUCGUUGGAGAAUGUGAUCCUCUAAAUAUCGCCUAUGAUGAGAUUUCAUGGAUCAUCGACUCUGGUGCUUCUUUUCACUUCACCCCUGGUGGAGACUUCUUCGCAACCUACCAAAGUGGUGACUUUGGUAAUGUUCAAAUGGGAAAUCAAGGAAGAAGCAAGAUUGUUGGAAAGGGGCUCGUCAUUCUUACAUCAAACAUUGGAUGUAAGAUUAUUCUCAAGGAUGUAAGACAUAUCCCUGACAUGCGUCUCAAUCUCAUAUCAUAUGGAAAGCUCGAUGAUGUUAGUUUAGGAAAUCACUUUGGUGAAGGCAAGUGGAAGCUAACAAAAGGAAAAUUGGUCAUGGCUCGAGGAAAGAAAGAAAGGUCAUUGUAUGUGACACAAGCUAAGCUAUGCAAGGAGGAGGUAAACGUCGCAAAAUGA
Molecule: messenger RNA, 516 nt
Organism: Arabis nemorensis
Lineage: Eukaryota; Viridiplantae; Streptophyta; Magnoliopsida; Brassicales; Brassicaceae
Source: the annotation of a GenBank genome assembly